AUGGGGGCUCGAUCUCGCUCAGGGUGCUUGUCCUGUCGGCGUCGCAAGAAAAAAUGUGACGAGACGAAGCCGAUCUGCGCGGCUUGCCUGCGCAAUGCCCUCAACUGUGUCUGGCCAGACACAAGCCCGCUAAAAGCAAUCUCCGAGGUAGUGUCAAUUCCGCAACAGCAAAUGCAAACGUUCUCUGCCCGCCCCGUACCUGCAUCUAACGCGUGGGCCCUUACUAUUGGUGCCCCCAGGGACCUGCCAAUCGUGACUAUCCCUGCUUCCCCAUCCAAUUUUCCUCUGUUAGGAUCGGCGGCUUCGGGAUCGGAGACAUGGAGACUACUGGAUCACUACUUGAAAGAUACGGCAAACCGCCUCGCAUGUCUUCAGGAUAGCGAAAAUCCGUUUCUUCAUACAAUCCUGCCGGUUGCGCUCGGCGAUGAACUUGUAAUGAAUUCAAUCCUGGCCCUUUCGGGAGUCCAUAUGAUGCAACGGCUUCCCCAGUUGAACCUCGAAAUGCAGUCCUUGACCUGGUCUCGGUAUACUCGAGCAUUACAGCAACUCAGGAUAGACUUGUCAGAGACUCUCAAUGACGCCAGUAACGUAGAUGCUGCCUGGCGUGCUUUGCUAGUUGUCUUAAUAUUCUAUCUUCUAGAGGCCACGAGGGGUAAUGACCCAAAAGCCAUGCAGCGACAUCUAGAUGGGGCUCAUCAUCUAAUGGCUCAUGUGCUACGCUCCACUGAAACGCCCACCCAGCCAAGUAUUGUAUCGUUCGCGACCGAACUUUAUGUAUACAAUGCUGCUCUCGCAUCGUUUACUACGAACUCUCCGCCUGCCCUGAUCAUGUCCCCUAGCAUGGGGCUGAAUGGCUUUGGUAGCACAGACCGCGAAAUCGGUGUCCUAUGUGGCUGCGCCUACGAGCUUUUCACCUUGGUGCCACACGUCUCAGCACUUCUCCGAAACUCCGCCUCCUGCGACUCGUCGAUGACAUCCAGCAAAGAAGGUCUGACGAUGGAGUACUUGAACAUUAGAGGACAGAUUGAGAACUGGAAACCUCGCAGCAAUCAGCGAGAGUUGGUGCUUUGUGCAGAGCUUUAUCAGCAGAGUCUAUUAUUGCUCCUGGAUUACCGCUUUGCCAGCGAGUCAACCGACGAUAUCGUUGAUAACGCAUUUUGGAAGCUCAACUCGAUCAUAUCUCAGUUGCCUCCAAACUCCCCCAUCGCAACGACAGCAAACUGGCCACUUUUCGCUUUCGGGAUUCAUGCUCGAAAAUCCUAUCAUAGAGAGAUAAUUCGGUCAUAUCUACAAUCACUUGUCGAAUUCUUUGGGAUGGGAGUGAUGUCAACGGCGCUCAGGCAGCUUGAAGAGCUUUGGAUGUCGGAGCCUGGUCAGGAUGUGAUUAGCAAGUUCUUUACGAACCAGAACGAACUGCUAUUGAUAUGUUGA
Penicillium cataractarum is the source of this 1431-nucleotide messenger RNA. RefSeq names its product Zn(II)2Cys6 transcription factor. Gene Ontology annotation, cellular component: nucleus. The coding region runs from base 1 to 1431 and encodes 476 amino acids. NCBI's taxonomy places the organism in Eukaryota, Fungi, Ascomycota, Eurotiomycetes, Eurotiales, Aspergillaceae. Gene Ontology annotation, biological process: positive regulation of transcription by RNA polymerase II. Gene Ontology annotation, molecular function: transcription cis-regulatory region binding; zinc ion binding; DNA-binding transcription factor activity, RNA polymerase II-specific. The record is from RefSeq and is a predicted model, not a curated record. The transcript has 2 exons.